This is a messenger RNA of Camponotus floridanus (Florida carpenter ant), 5415 nucleotides long. RefSeq names its product protein abnormal spindle. Gene Ontology annotation, molecular function: protein binding. Lineage: Eukaryota; Metazoa; Arthropoda; Insecta; Hymenoptera; Formicidae. The record is from RefSeq and is a predicted model, not a curated record. The transcript is spliced from 10 exons. Gene Ontology annotation, biological process: establishment of meiotic spindle localization; spindle organization; mitotic cell cycle. The coding region runs from base 105 to 5285 and encodes 1726 amino acids. Gene Ontology annotation, cellular component: spindle pole.
UCGACAAAAUUCGUUACUGUACACGUUGUAAUGAACUAUUUUCUCGUUCUUCGAAGUGUGAAUUUAUCUCGAAAGAUAUGAAUUUUCCUAAUUGAAGUAGUGUAAUGUUCGAUUUUGUCAAAGGAUUAUGUAGUAAAAUGAGCCCAUCCUAUUCUGCAUCACAAUCUAAACCGAGUAUGGAGCCUCAUUAUGUUAUGUUACUUGCCCCAUUUCAACCAGCAACAAGGAUUGAACUAGAGACUAACGUAAACACGAGUGCAGAGUGUUAUUUAGACAUAAAAAAUGCCGGUGACAAAACAUUAAAUGUAACCGUAACAAAAGUACCAGCUGCAGAACGUCGGAUUACUCUCAGUUUGUCUGAAUUAGAAGUUCAGGGAAAAAGUAAUGGCACAAUAUGUAUCAAGUGGUCCCCAAAAGAAGCAGGAAGCUGGCGAGAUGUAUUGCAGUUUACAGAUAAUAGGCGAAUUAAAUAUGAUAUUGUUAUAGCAACAACUGCUAGAGAUAAUAAGAAAAGCUAUAAGACAAAAAAGAAAUUGCCAAAAUCAUCUUUAUCAUUAAUGAAGACAUCAAAUAUCUCUAUAUCAACAACAAGCAGACAAUUCUAUCAAAACAAUAUAUUAAAAAUUCCAACUAUUAGCCAGCCUUUGAUUCCCAAUCUUGAUACACAAACAAAAGAAUAUAAAUUAAGACAUUUAAAUGAUGUAAACAAAGAGAAUAUCUUUAAUAAAUGUGGUCAAUCAGAGACUUCUUAUGCGAUACGAGAAAAUGAAAAUAAAAUCAAUGAAAUUUAUAAUCAUGAUGAGCCAGAUAAUAUCAUGUUUGAGCAAAACAUGAAUAUAUGGGGUGACGGAAGUAUUCUGCCACAAGUGUUUUCUACAAACGAACCACAGGACAUACGUAGAGUUACUUACGUCAAGGAAAAAAGAUCUAGUAAUAUAUUGUAUGAGCACAAUGGAAUUAUUAAAAAAACAACUGUGAAAAAUACCUGUGACAAUGACAAUGUCCAUUCUGAGAUUUCUGUAUUGCUAAAUAAAUUUACAUUCACACCUGCAGACAUUAUUUCGAGUUCUCCAGAAGCAGUGAAAGAAGAAUUGGCAGAAUCCACAAGUUUCUCGCAGAACUCAAAUAAGCAUAGAACCUUCAAUAUCAGUCAGAAUCAUUUAUUUGAAACAUCUACAACUCAUGAUACAAAAACUCUCAAAGUAUCAUCGCAAUCAGCAUGCUUGCACAAUUUGUCACCAAUUAAGUCUAGUGGAUGUUCUCUCAUGACUGAUAUUAAGGAUUUAAUUGCAUCGUCGCCGAUCGCUCAACAUUAUGUUCCAAAAGAUUCCAAUGAAUUCUUGGAACAUAAUAGAAAGAUAAAAAUAGAAUCGAAUGUCCAAAUGUCGCCGAUUACUCAACAUGUGCCAAAAGAUUCCAGCGAAUGCUUGAAGCAUAAGAUAGAGCCGAGCAUUCAAAUAAUCAAUCGCGAAUAUUUCACUUUUGAGAUUAUUCCCAAGAAUGAUGUAGCUAAAGAGAUAGGGGACAUGUACAUUGAGAUUUCUCCACCGAAAAAGCACUCUAAAAUAUCUCAGUACCAUAAUAUAUCAGUACCAAAACUAAGUGGCACAAGAACUGGUAGAAUCACAAAGAACAAAACUUUGUGCGAAGGAAACACAAAAAAGUUACAACUAAAUAUACCUGUUGCAAAAAGAAAUACAAAAAAUGUAGCAGUUAUCAAAGUAAACAAGCAGUCUCUCAUUGGCCUGAAUAAGACAAAAUGGCAUACCUCUUCAUUUAUUAGAGAAUCAAGCUACAGAAUGCAAAAUGAAGAAUCUUUUAUCUAUGAAACAUUUGAAUUAGAUCCUUUUGCGCCAUCAACAACAGAGGAUCCAUUUCUUAAAAACAUAGUACACUAUGAUGAGGAAUGGCUAUUGCAGCAAGAAUUGGCAUUUACAAAAUGGUUAAAUACUCUGCUAUCUUCGCCAGAGGAUUUAUCCGUCGACAUUGAAACUGUUGUAACAGAUAUUGGCAAAGUGUGGCAAUCAUGCAAAGCACAAAAAACUACUGUACUUGCUGAAACUAAAGAAGCUGUCUCUGCAAGAUAUCACACCAGUACUAGAUUGAACACUCUACGGAAAGCUGCAAGUGCUAUGUUCAACAACAAUGAAAUCACACAAGUUCUUUCUCGAAUCAACAUGUAUAUUGUUAAAGGAGCUUUAUGCGUCAGAUCGGAUCGUAAUUUACAUCGUGAUAUUGGCUUGCAGAAACUCAUAUUGGCUUUAUUCCUGAAUUAUAAUCCUCUAUGGCUGCGUAUCGGCUUGGAAACUGUCUACAAUGAGAGCAUCCCGCUUCGUUCGAACAAUGAUAUUAUUGGUAUGACUCGCUUUCUAUUAACGAGAUUCUUCUCGGAUCCGCAACUAAUUAAGAUGCCUGGUUACCACAAGACCGAUCCUAGCUUAAAGAUCGUCACAAAGUUGAAUCAAUUUAUCCUGAAAAAAUUCUUAUAUCUAAUAUAUUUUUUGGAUUAUGCGAAGCAACACAAAUUGAUCGGUCACGAUCCAUGCCUAUUUCACAAACGCGCCCAGCAUAAAGAGAGUCGCGAGAUCUUGCUGAGUUUCUCGCGCGAACUUCUGAGCGGCAUCGGUGAUGUGACAAAAGUGUUGCGCAGUCAUAACUAUAUACUUACCCAUCGGCAAACCUACAUUGAGGAAUAUAAUUAUGCGGUGACGGAUAUACGACGUGAUCUGCGCGAUGGCGUGCGAUUAUGCCGCAUCAUGGAGCUUAUCACCGGUGUUAGAAAACUGACCCAACGUUGCCGCGUGCCGGCGAUAUCACGUCUGCAGAAGGUAUACAACGUGGACAUGGCAUUAAACGCCUUAUCCCAAGCCGGUUACAUUCUUGAAGGCGACAUAGAUGCGAAAAGCAUCGCCGAUGGUCAUUGUGAGAAAACUCUGUCGCUUCUAUGGCAAAUUAUUCACAAAUAUCAGGCGCCACGAUUUGAUCGAGCGGCUCGCACGGUCCAGAGAUGGUGGCGAGCGAAACUUUGGUAUAUUUGCGUGAGAAACUUUUUACGCGCACGCAGAAAUCUUGCUGCGAUCGUAAUCCAACGUGCAUGGAGAUGCAAGAUGACGCCAUCCUCCCGCGAAACUAUCUGUGAUUUAGAGGAACGCAAGUGGUACUUGCAAGUCAGAAGAGCCACGAUAUGUCUUCAGAAAUGGUGGAGGCUUGUACGAGAAACCAGAAAGGAGAAGCUGCAAGAGUUGAAGAAUAGACGCGAAGCGGCGAUCCGAUUGCAGAGGAGAUGGAGAGUCGUGUUGUUGAUGAGGACACAGCGAGAUCAGUAUCUUAAUCUCAGGAACGCCGCGUUGAUGAUACAAACGCGAUGGAGAGCAAUACAGGCAAUGAAAUUACAGCGUUCCAAUUAUCUAGCGUAUAGAGAUGCCACCGUAAAAAUACAAUAUUUCUGGAGAUCCGUGAAGCUCGCGCGCAAACAGCGCGAAUGGUUUCUUCACAGAAGAGAGAGCGCUCGUAUUAUUCAAAUUUGGUGGAGACGAUGUUUAUUAGCGCGAAAAGCGCGAAAUGAUUUCCUACAAACAAAAACUGCUGUGCGAGACAUCGAGAGAUGGUGGAUAAGUGUGCUCGACAGAAAGAAAUUCCUCCUGCAUCGAGCGAAUGCUAUUCUUAUUCAAAGAACAUGGAGAAAGUAUCAAAUACGCAGGCAAGAAGUCGCCUGUUUGAAGAUACAAACAUGGUGGAAGAUGACAAUGUACUCCCGUAAAUAUAAGCUUCAAAAAUCUUGUUGUAUAAAGUUGCAACGCUGGUGGCGUGGAAUCAAUCUUACAAGACAUCAACGCAUACAAUUCCUGCAAUUACGGAAAGCAGCAUUGAUUGUGCAAAAGAAUCGACGGGCAAAAGUAGCCAGGAGACAUUAUCUGAAGCAACGACGAGCAGUUUUGGUGAUACAAUCGUGGUAUCGUUGUAUUAAUUCAGCGAAGCUUAUUCGACAACAUUACCUGAAGAUGAGAAACUCCGCGAUACAAAUAGAGAAUUGGUGGCGCAAUGUUACGGUAGCUCGCCAGGAACGUAAAAGAUAUCUGCAACUUCGCAAAGCUACCAUCCUUCUGCAGAUUCAUUGGCGUCGGCGUGUCCUAGUUCGUACAGAUCGGCAGCGAUAUUUAACGAAAAAAAAGUCAUGCGUUACUUUGCAAUCCUGGUGGCGAAUGAUUAAAGAGAGGAGCAAAUAUAAACGAUACAAGAUGUGCGUGUUGAAGAUACAAAGAAGAUGGCGUGCGAUGAGAGUCGCUCGUGGCGUGAAGAAAGAGUAUUUGCUCACUCGAGCGGCUAUCAUCUUGCAGGCACGUUGGAGAGGUUUAGCGACGAGAAGAUGGUUCAUCACUUCGCGCCGGGCUGCGAUAGUCAUUCAAUCGUAUUACAGAAUGAAAAUCGAAGAACGAAAAUACAAGACUAUCAAGUAUGCCACGUUGAUUAUUCAGACCUAUUGGCGAGCCUACAUCAUAGGCAAACACCAGAGACUGCGUUACUUGUCUCUACGUCGCACAGCUAUCAUGCUGCAGCGUCGUUAUAGGCAGAGAAAAAUUGAAAACGAAGAGUUUUAUCGACAGCGACAAGAGGACUUCGCCAUGAAGAUUCGAAACGAGUGCGAAGAAGCUAUGCAGGAUAUUCAGAACGUUCCCACAGGGCUUGCGAUCCCAGACAGCGAUUACUGGAAAGAAACAAUCAACAAUUUACGUAACUGUAACAAUGUUGGAACGUUAGUCGUUUCUUUGGCUCUCUUAGAUGCUAUAACGAAAUUAUCACCGACCGUUUGCAUCAUCCUAUGCGAACUGAAUCUGACCGAUGAUAUAUACAAUGCAAUAGCGCAGAACAACAGAUCACUGCCAUGGAUGAUGGUCUGUUUGCGGGCGUGCAGCAUCUUGAUCACUCUGACGAAGCAUGACUACACAAGAAAAUAUACCAUCAAAAGUAAGUAUGCAUUGGCAUUAGUGAAGCUUCUGAAUGGAUCAUUGAAAAACAAGGAGGUAUUCCUACAUUGUGCCACGCUAAUAUGGCUACUUAGCCAAAAUGAAGAUUAUUUAAAGGCCAUGAUGACAUGUCCUCAAAUAAAAUGGUGGCUGAAAAAUAUCCAACAAAAGGUUUUGAAAGAUGAUAUAAUGACAAAAUUUCAAAAAUCAAAAGAUAUAGAGAAACUAUAUCCCAGUUGCGAGUCUAGAGACAAUACGCAAGAACGACGCUUAUUCACUAAUAUGAGUUUCGCCGUUGCAGCUAUUGUUAAAAGAAUUUAAAUGAUAUUAAUUCAUAAAAAAGGUUGGUAAAAUAAUUUGUUAAAUUAAAAUCAAACUUAGAGAGAGAUUUUAUAUUGUAAUAUCCAUGAUAUCGUUUUAAAUGUUGACUGAUUCUUAUUAGAUUCAAAUC